Messenger RNA from Pseudomyrmex gracilis, 1124 nucleotides. It is a transcript of the gene eIF2Balpha, whose product is annotated as translation initiation factor eIF-2B subunit alpha. The transcript is spliced from 9 exons. Gene Ontology annotation, cellular component: eukaryotic translation initiation factor 2B complex. The record is from RefSeq and is a predicted model, not a curated record. The coding region runs from base 77 to 982 and encodes 301 amino acids. Lineage: Eukaryota; Metazoa; Arthropoda; Insecta; Hymenoptera; Formicidae. Gene Ontology annotation, biological process: translational initiation. Gene Ontology annotation, molecular function: translation initiation factor activity; guanyl-nucleotide exchange factor activity.
UUCAUGUUUGCUUCAGGUUGCUUAAUUCUUUAAUUACGUGUUCAAAUAUUCAGUGAAUAAAUAAAAAAAGCGUAACAUGAACAAAGAAGAAAUUUGUCAAUACUUCAGUGGCAUCAUUAAAAACGAUAAGGAUGUUUCUGCCGGCAUGGCUGCAAUUAGUACUUUAUUAAAAGUACUGGAACAUUCAAACUCCGAGACAGUUCAAGAGCUCCGAAUCUGCCUGAAAGAUGCAAUUGAUGCUAUGAGAUCCACCGAUACUUCAGUUACUUCAAUUGCCUCAGGAAGUGAAUUGUUUCUUCGUUUUAUCACGUUAGCUACACUGGACACACCUUCGUUUGCAGAUUGCAAGAAAAUUAUGUUGGAUAGAGGCAAAGUGUUCUAUGAGAAAUUAGUUGCAGCACGUGGAAAAGUUGCCAAAUUAGCAGCACAUUUCAUCACUGACGGUUCAAUUAUACUUACACAUUCAAAAUCAAGAGUAGUGUUGCAAGCAAUGAAGGAAGCUGCUGCAGAUAACAAAAUAUUUGAAGUAUAUGUUACAUCUUCAUCACCUGAUGGUAGUGGAGGAGACAUGUGCAAGAGCCUAACGAACCUGGGAAUAUCGUGUACCAUGAUCUUAGAUUCCGCAGUGGGAUAUGUGAUGGAACAAGUAGAUAUGGUAAUGGUUGGAGCUGAAGGUGUUGCGGAAAGUGGUGGCGUGAUAAACAAGAUAGGUACAUAUACAAUGGCGAUUUGUGCAAAAGAGAUCAAAAAACCAUUUUAUGUACUGACAGAAAGUUUCAAAUUUUCGAGAAUCUAUCCUCUGAAUCAAGUGGAUUUACCUGACGAGUUCAAGUAUACAUCCAGUACUCUACAAAAUAAUUUGAAAAAGGAACAUCCUUUAGUAGAUUAUACUCCGCCUCAAUAUAUUAGUCUGCUGUUCACUGAUCUGGGAAUUUUAACGCCUUCGGCUGUUAGUGACGAACUUAUUAAAUUAUAUUUAUAAUUUGAAGACUUUUUUAUUGUGUAUAUGCCGAAUUUAACCCUGUAAAAUUCCAUUCGAUUUACCAAACACAUGACAAAAAUAUAUACAUAUGUAUAUGUAAAUAUGAACAUUUCUGAUUGAUUAAAAAAGAAUUCUCUUCUCG